UUCAUGUGACAAGCUCCCGUUUCUUUUGAGAGUCAUUUUGGCCAGCCUCCUGCUGCUUGGGACAUCUUUGGAGUGAGCGCCACACUUCAGGGUGACAUGAGGACCCCUGCCCUCGCUGCCGUAAGAUGGCUGUUCUGGGCGCCCCUGGUGUGCUCUGUGGCAAUGCAGCAGCUGCAGAGAGACCCGACCCUGGACCACCACUGGGAGCUCUGGAAGAAAGCCAAUGAGAAAGAAUACAAGGACCAGAAUGAAGAAGAAGCGCGACGUCUCAUCUGGGAGAAGAAUCUGAAGUUUAUAAUGAUUCACAAUCUGGAAUAUUCUAUGGGAAUGCAUACAUACACCGUGGGCAUGAACCAUAUGGGAGACAUGACCACUGAAGAAGUCUUGUAUCAGAUGGGCUCUCUGAGAAUUCCCAGCAAGUCUAGGAGAACUGGCACUUUCAAGUCAAGCUCUAAUCAGACAUUGCCUGACUUUGUGGACUGGCGAGAGAAGGGCUGCGUCACUGAUGUGAAAUACCAGGGUUCUUGUGGGGCCUGCUGGGCUUUCAGUGCCGUGGGGGCCCUUGAAGGGCAGCUGAAGCUGAAAACGGGGAAGCUGGUGUCCCUCAGUGCUCAGAACCUGGUGGAUUGUGCGAGCGAAGAGAAGUACCGGAAUAAAGGCUGCGGGGGCGGCUUCAUGACCCAAGCUUUCCAGUACAUCAUCGACAACGGAGGCAUCGAUUCCGAAGCUUCCUAUCCCUACAAAGUCACAGAUGAAAAGUGUCACUAUGACUCAAAAAAUCGAGCUGCCACAUGUUCAAGGUACAUCGAGCUCCCCUUCGGCGACGAGGAUGCGCUGAAAGAAGCAGUGGCCACUAAAGGGCCUGUCUCUGUGGCCAUCGACGCCGGCCAUUCCUCCUUCUUCCUCUACAAAAGUGGUGUCUACGACGACCCCUCCUGUACCGAGGAUGUGAAUCACGGUGUUCUCGUGGUUGGCUAUGGGACUCUGGAUGGGAAGGACUACUGGCUUGUGAAAAACAGUUGGGGCCUUCAUUUUGGUGAUCAAGGAUAUAUUCGGAUGGCAAGGAAUAAUAAAAACCAUUGUGGGAUCGCUAGCUACUGCUCUUACCCAGAAAUCUAAGCCGUUUCUUCUUUUUCUAAUGAGUCACAAAAAUGGAAUAUACUCUAACUUAAUUUUGCCUGCUCUAUCCAGAGGAACCAAGUGUGUCGUGAUCAAUGUGUACUGUACUAACUAGGUUAUAGCUAGUUUGAUUUAACUUUACUUCUCUCUGAAAAGUCUGUAAACAAGAAUGUACUGUGGAUGGAGCUCUGUCAGAGUCUGUCCCCAGGGUAUUCUUUCUACAUUUACACCUUGUCUUCUAAUGUUUUCUAAUAACCAUUUGUAACAUAAUAUCCCCAAAGUGCUUAAUAAAAUCUGUCAUUUCAAAUCUC
Apodemus sylvaticus (European woodmouse) is the source of this 1430-nucleotide messenger RNA. RefSeq names its product cathepsin S (gene Ctss). Gene Ontology annotation, molecular function: cysteine-type endopeptidase activity. The record is from RefSeq and is a predicted model, not a curated record. The transcript has 9 exons. Gene Ontology annotation, cellular component: lysosome. Lineage: Eukaryota; Metazoa; Chordata; Mammalia; Rodentia; Muridae. The coding region runs from base 97 to 1119 and encodes 340 amino acids. Gene Ontology annotation, biological process: immune response.